Messenger RNA from Aphidius gifuensis, 638 nucleotides. It is a transcript of the gene AIMP3, whose product is annotated as eukaryotic translation elongation factor 1 epsilon-1. Gene Ontology annotation, biological process: positive regulation of DNA damage response, signal transduction by p53 class mediator. The record is from RefSeq and is a predicted model, not a curated record. Bases 98 to 616 code for a protein of 172 amino acids. Gene Ontology annotation, cellular component: aminoacyl-tRNA synthetase multienzyme complex; nucleus; cytoplasm. Lineage: Eukaryota; Metazoa; Arthropoda; Insecta; Hymenoptera; Braconidae. The transcript is spliced from 4 exons.
ACAAUUUUUGGAAAAGAAAAUUGCAAAGAGAAAAAAAAACACACAGGUGUAAUAAAAAGAGUAAUAAAUAAUAUAAUAUAAAUAAAAUAAAUAAAAAAUGGUUCUAUGUGGUGUUGAAUGUGUACAAAAUAUUGCAAAAUAUUUAAAUGUACCAGUAAAAAAAAUUCAUACAUCUGAAAAUAAUGUUGUUGCAAGUGAUUCAUUGAUUAAAAAUCAAACAGUUGAAGGAUUUAUAACGAUUAUUCAAUCAUUGGUGAAGAGCUCCAAGUGUCAGGAUAUUUUUGGAGCAAAUCAAAUUACAGAAGCACUCACAAUUCAAUGGCUUGAAUAUGCAAUUUUGUAUAUAAAUUAUGCUGAUAUUCCAGUUAAUGCAAAACGUGUUCUCAAGGAAUUAAAUGUUGCAUUAAAAAGCAACACUUACAUCACAGGAACAAACAAAACAAUUGCAGAUAUUGCUUUGUAUUAUUCACUGCAUUCAGUGAUGAAUGGCUUGAGUCAACAAGAGCAGGGAACAUAUGUCAAUGUCUCAAGAUGGUUUGACAAUAUCCAACAAGAAGAAAAAUUAAGAAACAAAUUAAAUAUUGUAAAUUUUGAUUUGAUGCAUUUAUAUAUUUAAUAAAUUUUAUUAAAGGAAAAUU